AUGGUGACGGACACCCAGGACACGGGUGCAGACGUGACUCAGGCUCACGGAUGUAAAGAGAUGACCGAGAGACCAAAGUGGGACAAUAAGGUUCAAUAUCUGCUGAGCUGCAUUGGUUUUGCAGUGGGACUUGGGAACGUUUGGAGAUUUCCAUAUCUGUGUCAGAUAUACGGAGGCGGGGCUUUCCUGAUCCCGUAUCUCAUCGCCUUGGUGCUGGAGGGCCUGCCCCUGCUGCACAUGGAGCUGGCUAUUGGACAAAGACUCCGCAUGGGAAGCAUUGGAGUCUGGAAUUCAAUCUCUCCCUAUCUGGCUGGCGUAGGUGUGGCUUCCCUGUCUGUGUCCUUCCUGGUAGGCCUGUUCUACAACACCAUCCUGGCCUGGGUCCUCUGGUACUUCUUCCACUCCUUCCAAAAUCCACUCCCUUGGCGGGACUGUCCAGUCAACUCAAACCUCACUGGUUACGUGGCUGAAUGUGAGAAGAGCACAGCGGUGAACUACUUCUGGUAUCGCACAACUCUCAACAUAACAGCCAACAUUGAGACCAGCGGGUCUUUACAGUGGUGGCUGGUGUUGUGUCUGGCCACCGCUUGGGGCCUCGUCUACAUCUGCUUCAUUCGAGGCAUCGAGACCAUCGGAAAGGCAAUUUAUGUGACAGCCACCUUCCCAUAUCUGGUGUUAACCAUCUUCUUGGUCAGAGCUCUGACUCUGCCCGGUGCGACCGACGGCCUGGUUUACCUCUUCACCCCAAAUUGGGAAACCCUGAAGAAUCCCAAGGUGUGGCUGGACGCCGCCACCCAGAUUUUCUUCUCUCUGUCUUUGGCGUUCGGGGGCCUUAUUGCAUUUUCCAGCUAUAACUCUCAGAAAAAUGAUUGUCAAAGAGAUGCCUUGAUCGUCGGAUGCGUCAACAGCUUCACGUCUAUAUACGCUUCCAUUCCCAUUUUUUCCAUACUUGGAUUCAAAGCAAAUUCCAACUACAAUGACUGCCUGAACGGAAACAUCCUGAAACUGAUCAAUGCAUUUGAUAUUGCUGAUGGAAGUGUCACACUUGAGAACUACAGCAACUGGCUACACCACCUCAACCAGACUGAUCCCACAGUGGUAGCAAACCUGGAUCUGAAGACCUGCAACCUACAAACCUUCCUGGACCAGAGUGCCUCUGGAACCGGACUGGCCUUCAUUGUAUUCACAGAGGCUGUGAUCCACAUGCCGGGCUCCCAGGUGUGGGCGGUACUCUUCUUCGUCAUGCUCUUCAGCCUCGGUCUGUCCUCCAUGUUUGGGAAUCUGGAGGGGGUCCUGACUCCUCUGCUGGACCUGCGCCUGGUGCCGCCCUGCCUUCCCAAGGAGAUUUUCACAGGGUUGAUAUGUCUCACCUCCUUCAGCAUGGCCCUGAUCUUUACCUUUGGCUCAGGAAACUACUGGUUGGGGAUCUUCAACAACUACGUGGGAUCCCUGCCUCUGCUCAUCAUUGCUUUCUUUGAGAUGAUAUCUGUGGUUUACAUCUAUGGAAUAAACAGGUUUAAUGACGACAUCGAGUGGAUGACUGGCCGGAGACCCAACGUCUACUGGCAGGUCACCUGGCGGUUCAUCAGUCCUUUCAUGCUUCUGGUGGUUUUUCUUGCUUAUGUUGUGAUAGAGGCUGAAACCAGACCCACGUAUGAAGCCUGGAACCCAAGCUAUGUGGACUUCCCCCUUGCUGAGGUUCAAACCUACCCUACCUGGGUAUUUUCCAUCUGCGUGCUCUUGUCCUCCAUCCCAGUUGUCUCCAUUCCCCUUGUGGCUUUCUAUAAAUUCACUGGCUACCUAAAGAAGUGUGUCAUGGACAGGCACACUCAGAGGAUGGCCAUGACAGAUGUCCAUUGUGCCUUGGCAUCGAACACCUAA
Lampris incognitus (smalleye Pacific opah) is the source of this 1881-nucleotide messenger RNA. Its product is annotated as sodium-dependent neutral amino acid transporter B(0)AT3-like. Gene Ontology annotation, cellular component: plasma membrane. The record is from RefSeq and is a predicted model, not a curated record. The coding region runs from base 1 to 1881 and encodes 626 amino acids. Lineage: Eukaryota; Metazoa; Chordata; Actinopteri; Lampriformes; Lampridae. Gene Ontology annotation, biological process: sodium ion transmembrane transport. The transcript has 13 exons.